Molecule: messenger RNA, 1335 nt
Organism: Ostrinia furnacalis (Asian corn borer)
Lineage: Eukaryota; Metazoa; Arthropoda; Insecta; Lepidoptera; Crambidae
Gene: Stoml2
Product: stomatin like 2
Exons: 8
Coding region: 60-1280 (406 amino acids)
Biological process (GO): mitochondrion organization
Cellular component (GO): membrane; mitochondrion
Source: RefSeq, a predicted model, not a curated record
AUGUAGAAUGUAUUGUAAAUUAUUUGGAAAUUAAUAUAAUUGUAUUGUGUGUAAACAUCAUGUUUUCUCGAUCCAGACUUCUGUUUACUAGGGCGCUUUCAUUACGAAAUAUUUCCAAGCCGGAAUUCCAAAAUGAAGCUCGUAUUCUGUACAACGUUACUGCAACCAGAGGCCGAUCUACUACUCCACUAAAUACUAUCGUUAUGUUUGUCCCACAGCAAGAGGCAUGGAUUGUAGAACGUAUGGGUAAAUUUCACAGAAUAUUGGAACCAGGGUUGAAUCUACUGUGGCCAAUAGUAGACAAGAUAAAAUAUGUGCAAAGUCUUAAAGAAAUAGCGAUAGAUGUUCCUAAGCAGAGUGCAAUUACAUCGGACAAUGUGACGUUGAGUAUCGAUGGAGUAUUAUACCUUCGCAUCAUAGAUCCAUAUUUAGCAUCAUAUGGGGUGGAAGAUCCUGAAUUUGCUAUUACACAGCUGGCUCAAACAACUAUGAGAUCAGAACUAGGUCAGAUAUCACUGGACAAAGUGUUCAGGGAGAGAGAAUCCUUGAACGUGUCCAUUGUGCAUGCCAUCAAUAAAGCCAGUGAAGCUUGGGGCAUAACUUGUCUCCGAUAUGAAAUUCGUGACAUCAAGCUGCCGUCGCGCGUUCACGAGGCCAUGCAGAUGCAGGUGGAGGCGGAGCGGCGGAAGCGCGCCGCCAUCUUGGAAUCCGAGGGCGUGCGCGCGGCUGACAUCAACGUCGCUGAGGGCAAGCGCCAGGCCCGCAUAUUGGCGUCAGAGGCUGAAAAGCAGGAGCAGAUCAACAAGGCGUCGGGAGAGGCGCAGGCCAUGCUCGCCGUAGCGGAGGCGCGCGCGCGCGGCUUGAGGCUCGUCGGCGGUGCGCUUGCGCAGAAGGACAGCAAGCAUGCAGCGUCGCUGACACUGGCUGAACAGUACGUGGCGGCGUUCAACAAGCUCGCCAGAACCAACAACACGCUCAUACUACCCGCCAAUGCGGGCGACGUGUCCAACCUUGUCGCUCAGGCCAUGUCAAUAUAUUCAACGGUGACGGCGCACAAUACACAAAACACCCAAACCCAGGAAAUCUCAGAGGAUUACAAUGACCCCCUAGUCAAACUGACCGCGCUCACAGAAAAAGGCUCCACUAUGGCCGGUCCAGCCAUCCCGCGCGAAGAAGACAGCCUCGCAGAAUACUUCUCAGAUGAUGAGGAAAGAGAAAAGGCCCUCCAAGCCCAGAAAGAGAAAAAAGAUCAGAAUUUACAUAAGUUAGAAAGAGAUUAGAGCUGUUAAGUAGUGCUUGUUGUUAAAUAAAAGAAAUAAAUUAACUUGAAACAUA